Aspergillus ibericus CBS 121593 is the source of this 1799-nucleotide messenger RNA. Its product is annotated as GTPase-activating protein RNA1. The record is from RefSeq and is a predicted model, not a curated record. Lineage: Eukaryota; Fungi; Ascomycota; Eurotiomycetes; Eurotiales; Aspergillaceae. The coding region runs from base 207 to 1463 and encodes 418 amino acids. Gene Ontology annotation, cellular component: nucleus; cytosol; perinuclear region of cytoplasm. Gene Ontology annotation, biological process: activation of GTPase activity; nucleocytoplasmic transport. The transcript has a single exon. Gene Ontology annotation, molecular function: GTPase activator activity; small GTPase binding.
GUCAAUAAUCACCACCGCCCGCUCGUUUCUUUCUUCUUCUUCCCCUCCACGUCCAUUGUCUGUCUCCCACGCUCUUUGUGUCUGCUUGCUCGCUGCGGUGCCGCAUUGCUGCUCUUGAUCUGCAUCUGAUUCACUUGGGUUGAAUCUGCCAUCACCCCUGCACACCGCACCGUCAAAUCCUUCCCCUGAAAUUCAUUUACCCCACCAUGGCCCCUCCAAAGGUCUUCUCCCUCGAGGGUAAAGGCCUCAAGCUCGACACCGCUGAGGAUAUCGAGGCCCAUAUCCAGCCGCUCCUCGAGAGCACCGACUACACCGAGAUUCGCUUUGGAGGUAACACCCUCGGUGUCCCGGCCUGCGAGCGUCUCGCCGCCGUGCUUUCGACGCAAAAGAACCUGGCCGUGGCCGAACUGGCCGACAUCUUCACCUCUCGUCUGCUGAGCGAGAUCCCCGCCGCCCUCACCUUCCUCCUGAAUGCCCUCCUCGACAUCACCACUCUUCACACCGUUAAUCUGUCCGACAAUGCCUUCGGUGCCAACACCCAGAAGCCCCUCGUCGACUUUCUCGCUCGCCACACCCCGCUCCGCCACCUGAUCCUCAACAACAACGGCAUGGGCCCCGAGGCGGGUUCGAAUAUUGCCAAGGCGCUCACGGAGCUCGCACAACGCAAGGAGGAGGCCCGUGAGGCGGGCAAGGAGGUGCCUCUCCUGGAGAGCAUCGUCUGCGGUCGCAAUCGCUUGGAGAACGGCAGUAUGGCGGCUUGGGCACGUGCCUACGAGGUCCACGCUGCUGGCAUGCGCUCCGUCAAGAUGACCCAGAACGGUAUCCGUCAGGAGGGUAUCUCGCUGCUGCUGAAGGAGGGUCUCCGCCACUGCACGGCUCUGGAGGUUCUCGACCUGCAGGAUAACACCUUUACCAUCAUGGGUUCUACGGCUCUUGCUGGUGUGGUGUCCAGCUGGUCGUCUCUGCGCGAGCUCGGUGUCAGCGACUGCUUGCUCUCGGGUCGUGGUGGUGUCAAGGUUGCUCAGGCGUUGGCUGAGGGCAAGAACGAGAAGGUGCAGACGCUGCGUCUGCAGUACAACGAGAUCACCGCCGAGGGUGUCAAGCAGUUCCUGCACGCCACCAAGACUGCUCUGCCUGCCUUGCGCCGGAUUGAGCUGAACGGCAACAUCUUCAACGAGGACGAUGACAACGUGACUGCCCUGCGCGAGAUCCUGGAGGGUCGUCAGGAGGAGCACGGACAGGAUGAUGACCCCGAGGAGAUGUGGGGUAUCGACGAGCUGGAUGAGCUGGAAGAGGAGGAGAGUGAAGAAGAAGAGGAGGAGGAGGAGGAAGAAGAGGAGGAAGAGGAGAAGGCUGACAAGCUCCUCAAGGACACGGAGCAGGCCGAGAACGAAAAGGUUUCCCAGAAGCAGGACACCGAUGUCGACGACCUUGCUGAGGCUCUAGGCAAGACUGGUCUGUAGGUUGGAUUGGUGGCAUCCCUCGUUCUCCCUAUUUUGCCUCGGUGCAACGCAGUGACUCGUGGCAGAGCAUGGUCAUCUACGUGUCAACCCGCUGACGCGUCCGGUCUGAAGCCGACAGACUGGAAAUGGACCCGCCAGACGACGCGCCUGGCCUAUUCAUCUGCGUGAGGACAUGCACCUUGGAUAGAAGCAGUGCAUUGCUUGCCUAGUGACUGGCAUAGAUGUAGACCCUGCCUUGUUGCUAUGAUGUAUAUACGUUUGAUGAAUGAUGUGACAUUGACCAGCCUCAUUAAUGGUCUCGACUAGUUUAGAAUAUAGUUCAGCCUAAGGCAUCAA